Ziziphus jujuba (common jujube) is the source of this 775-nucleotide messenger RNA. Its product is annotated as transcription initiation factor IIA subunit 2. Gene Ontology annotation, biological process: transcription initiation at RNA polymerase II promoter; RNA polymerase II preinitiation complex assembly. Gene Ontology annotation, cellular component: transcription factor TFIIA complex. The record is from RefSeq and is a predicted model, not a curated record. Gene Ontology annotation, molecular function: RNA polymerase II general transcription initiation factor activity; TBP-class protein binding. Bases 181 to 501 code for a protein of 106 amino acids. The transcript has 4 exons. NCBI's taxonomy places the organism in Eukaryota, Viridiplantae, Streptophyta, Magnoliopsida, Rosales, Rhamnaceae.
UUUCCCAAAUCUAUCGCGACUAUAUAUACCCGAGAGCUACAAAAGCUAGGGUAUAAAAAGCCCCAAAUUUUUCAGCUGAGAAAAUCUUUCCAAGCAACGUUCACCAAAGCGCGAGGGAGAGCCCAAGCCAAAGUCUCGUUCACAUCGUCGUCACCAACUUAUCGUGUUCGGCGAAGAAUUAUGGCGACGUUCGAGCUUUACCGGAGGUCGACAAUCGGAAUGUGUCUGACUGAGACUUUGGACGAGAUGGUUCAGAACGGUACUCUCAGUCCCGAGCUUGCCAUUCAGGUUCUCGUCCAGUUUGACAAGUCUAUGACGGAAGCUCUGGAAUCCCAAGUUAAGAGCAAGGUCUCGAUCAAGGGACAUCUCCACACCUAUAGGUUCUGCGAUAAUGUUUGGACCUUCAUCUUACAGGAUGCUCGGUUUAAGAAUGAGGAAUCCGAGGAAGCGGUCAAGCGCGUUAAAAUAGUGGCCUGUGAUUCAAAGUUGCUUACACAAUAAGAUGUAAAAUCGAUAGGGGUUUGCUAAAUAAAGAAGUUCAGAAUCUGUUAGUAGAGAGAGAGUAAUGGGGAAGAGUGGAAAAAUUAGGAACUGCUUGCAGAACUGGCAUUUUAUAGGAGAUUGAACAUGAAAUUGCGAAGCUUUCUUCCUUUGUUUGUAUACUUAAUUGGUGUUGUAUGUUUGUUCAUGCAUAUUUCUAGGUUAAUUUUUCCUUUUUCUUUUUUAAGAUAUAUACCAAAAAAUUAGUAAAUGAAGUAGCCUUGUUCUAUGAGUA